Dendrobium catenatum is the source of this 1764-nucleotide messenger RNA. RefSeq lists its product as uncharacterized. The record is from RefSeq and is a predicted model, not a curated record. The transcript has 4 exons. Bases 113 to 1417 code for a protein of 434 amino acids. NCBI's taxonomy places the organism in Eukaryota, Viridiplantae, Streptophyta, Magnoliopsida, Asparagales, Orchidaceae.
AGUCGUCUCCAAUUCCACUCCUUCAUUGAUAGCUCUACAUAUACAGUCUCUGAGAGGUCUCCUCUGAGAGGCGAGUAAUAUCGCUUGGGAGAUUGCUGAGUCUGUUGCUUCAAUGGCGUCGGUAUCGUCAACUUCUGGUUCUGAGGCGGCGGCGGCGGCGGAGGGGCCCGUUUUGAGUCUGAUGAACAAACGGCUGCGCGCGUUGCGGAAGAAGUAUAACCGAAUUCUUCAGAUGGAGGCUAGCCUUGUACAGGGAAAAACCUUAAACAAGGAGCAGGAAGAAGUUCUUCGGUCAAAGCCCGGCGUUGUUGCACUUAUUGAUGAGUACGACAAGCUUCGGCUGCCGCUCGCUGCUGCCGUCCAGGAGGAGGUCGCCCUCGCCGCCUCCUGUUCACCAUCUGGUAAACCUAAUCUCAUGCCCGUGGCGGCGGAGGACACUUCAUCGAUUGAUUCCGCCGUAGAUAGCUUACUAGCGCUACUCUACUUUGGCUGUCUCUUCGAUGUGAAGCCCCAGAGCGAGUUCACAUCGAUGAUGCUGACGAGGAAUCACGAGCGCGGGUGCUGCCUGACGUACGAUUAUGUCACGGACGAGGCCACCGAGCUGCUUGGGGAGAAAGAUCUCGAUAUGAUUUCUACUCUCGGAGGGUUGGUUACAUCAAGGCCGCUCUAUUCUGGGAUAUCUCACCGGAGCGCACUCGAGGGUUGUAUUCAGCACGCUAAACUCUGGCUAGAGGGAGCCCAGGAGCCCAUAAUUUCGGGAUCCUCUGUUACCUAUGCUGGCCUGAGGGAAAAGUUGAACAAGAUUAUGGUUUCAGACUACUACACGACGACCCCUGAGAUGAAAGCUCCAGUUGAUGUUGCUGCCGCAGUGGGCAAGUACAAUGCUGCUUGCCAAAUGCUAGUUUCUCAACCUAGCGAGCAGCCCCCAGAUGGCCAGAGUGACGCAGUGCAGGUCGAUUAUCAUCAACAGGAAGAUGAGCAAGAAGAUAUUCAGGCUGCCGAAGUCAUUUCCGAUCAAUCAGGUCCUGCAUGUGAAACUCAGAAGGAUGAGGUAGAUGACUCUGGUCAUACUGCUGGAGACGAUAUUGCACUACACCAAGAGCAACAAAUACCAGAUGAUGUGGAAGAGUAUAACCAGAGGGACUAUGAGCAAGAGGAUCAACAGUAUAUUUUGCGGAGAUCAUACCCUAACCAGAGAGGAGGACGCGGUGGAGGCGGUCGGAGAGGUUACUCUAAUGCACGUGGUCGCAAUGGCCGAGGCAACGGUGGCGGCUAUCAGAAUGGACGUAACCAGUACUAUGAUCCUGCUUAUCAUCCAAGAAGCUACUAUAACACCAGAGGUCGGGGCGGGAGACCAGGAGAUUCUGCCAUGUACAAACCUCAAGGACCAUCAGGCCAUGACAAUCAUGACCCAUAAAAUUUUGAAGCAGGUGCAAGUUGUUAGUUUUGGAUUAAUAUGCAAGUUUUUAGAUGUAAUGGAUAUCAUUCUAUUGAGCUGGAAAUUGAAAACCUUAGAGAUAUUUACUUUGCUGCAUGUUUAUUUAAGAAUUAUAGGGUUAUGCUAAUUAUCAUAUUGAUGUUUUCCCAAAUGAGCAUUAGAAUGUUGAAAUGCUGUAAAGGAUGCAAAGAAUGUUGUUCCAGUUGAGUUCCAGCUUCAUAUAGAACAAGUGCAUUGGGAGCUUUAAUAGUUGUGCUGCCUUUGUUGUAGGGUUGUAUUCUUCUUCUAAUCAUAAUUAUAGCAGAACUAUUUGCUGAUUCUAUGCA